GGGCUGGGUAUAUAAACGAAUGCACGCCUUCUCUAACCAUAACAAACCCAGGCUGCAGAGAAAGAAGUGAACGCACUUUCAUAUUACGUACCGAAAAAUUGUAAAGCGACAUGGACGGGAGACAUUUCCACAAGAUCGGGGGCGGAAACGAGCCUCACUAUGCCCCACAUCUGAACACUGUUCCGAUACCAAAGACAGUAGAUUAUAAUUGGCUAAAUCAACCAGCGAAGAAACCGAAAGUCAAUGUUGCGAAGGCGAAGUCUAUACAAAUCGGACGCCAAGGAAGCGUGGAUGAACCCAGUUCUCCGGUCGGUUCCCCAACUUUGUCCGUUGGUUCUGUAGGGUCGUCGGCCAUGCCAAACUCUCCUCCGAUAUCUACCUUCUCCUUCAGCAACUUCGCCUCCCAACCGACGCAACUAAAAUCCGAGAAACAAUUCUACCAUGCAUUUGACUUCAAAUCUUAAUCAUAAAGGACUUGAAUCUCGCCGGAAAACGGACUGGGCUUAUGUAUAUAUUUCACAAAAUUGUUGGGGUAAAUAUUUGUACUAUUGGGGAACAAUUUGCAACCAUGUAGUUCUUCCGGAAAUCUUGAAAAAGGCUACGGACAUUGGAAGUGGAAAUACCGACAAGUUCGUAAUCGAGGUAUACUGCUGUGUAUUCUAAGUCAGUCGUGUCGAUAAACAUUGAAAAUUAUUGUAAAUUUACCAUCAUUAUCUUUGUUCCGAUGGGUAAAAUUUAAGGGCAGAUAGUAGUGUCAGCACUAGUUUUUUUUUUUUUUGUUUAUCUAGUCUCUGUCACGUCUCUACAGAUUUAAUUUGCGAUAAUUUCCAUAAUUGACAAAUUUGUGAUAAGGUGUGUAAAUGUGAUGAACAAAAGAAACUCUUUGAACGUUAGUUUAAUUUGAACAAAUGUUUUCAUUUCGGGGGAAUACGGGAUUGUGUAUAUAUAGGGAGAAAUGUGAGGUUUUGAAAUUUUGCGUGUUUACAUUUGUUUUUUCAUUGAUUGCGUAUUCAUUCAUUAAAUCGUAUUUUUGUACAAAAUCAAA
Molecule: messenger RNA, 1045 nt
Organism: Ylistrum balloti
Lineage: Eukaryota; Metazoa; Mollusca; Bivalvia; Pectinida; Pectinidae
Exons: 2
Coding region: 111-464 (117 amino acids)
Source: RefSeq, a predicted model, not a curated record